AUGGCUGUGAAGCCACUGCAUAAUAUUUGGAUCAAACGCCAGCAAUGCCCAUUGGAGAUUGGAAGUUUUAGUAAUGUUCGUAGCCAUGAAUUAUUGGAGGACGAGCAAGUCCGGCUACUUCUCGCUUAUAGAAAAAUCGAGGGAGCUGAUCAAGAACGUAUCUUGCUUCUCUCGAGAGCCGGGUUCCCCGUCAAUCGAAUCGUGAAGGUGAUUGAGCUGGAAAAGGGGGUCCAGCCGGGGCAGUUGCCAUUUAUAGAAAAAGAUGUUAGGAGUUUCUUGAGUUGUUGUAGGAAGAUUGUUGAGGAAAACGAUGUUAUUCUGAACUCUAAACGUACUAAUGAUUUGAUCGAGCUUCUUGAUGCGUGCAAGGUGGCAGCAGAAAGGGAUGAGGGGUUUGUUUACGAUUUCACGGCGGAUGAGAGUGGGAAAGUGGAAAAUGUUGCGUGGGCUUAUGGAGAUUCAGCCCGUGCAUUUUUUUUAUCAUUGGACGAUACAUCUAAGUCAUUUUCGUGGGCCUUACAGGUUUUUGUUGGAUUUAUGAAGGGGAGACAACCAGAGAUUGUUGUGACUGAUAUGGAAUCGGACCUUAGAGAUGCACUGGCAAUUUAA
Striga hermonthica is the source of this 609-nucleotide messenger RNA. The record is from the annotation of a GenBank genome assembly. Lineage: Eukaryota; Viridiplantae; Streptophyta; Magnoliopsida; Lamiales; Orobanchaceae.